Nothoprocta perdicaria is the source of this 3695-nucleotide messenger RNA. It is a transcript of the gene SYT13, whose product is annotated as synaptotagmin 13. The transcript is spliced from 6 exons. Bases 342 to 1637 code for a protein of 431 amino acids. Lineage: Eukaryota; Metazoa; Chordata; Aves; Tinamiformes; Tinamidae. Gene Ontology annotation, biological process: calcium-ion regulated exocytosis; regulation of dopamine secretion; cellular response to calcium ion. Gene Ontology annotation, molecular function: clathrin binding; calcium ion binding; syntaxin binding. The record is from RefSeq and is a predicted model, not a curated record.
AGACUUUUCCCUGUGGAGCUGGAGAAGAGGCUUCAAUGAGAACUGCCUGUUUGCAGCUAUAAGGAGAUUGCCAGCACCACAAUCACUGUUUCCUCAGCCUGACCUGGAGCAGAAACUCCACCAGCAGGAUGGAAAGGUAGCAUUAUUGCCUAGCAAAGGUGGGAUGAUUUAUCUCUGUCUCUAGAYUGGUCCCUUUUCUUUGCUGUACAAGAGAAUUAUCAGACUUUCAAAGAGAAUGAAGCCAGGCUAGAAGUCAGAGUGGAUGUGCGAAAGCUGCUUUCCCAGGGAGGAGAAGGAAUCGCAGGAUUUCAGUGCUUUUUGUGGCUGUGCAGCUCAGAACGAUGGUUUUAUCUGCCCCAGUUAUUGCCCUGGGGGCUACCUUAGGGACUGCAACUAGCAUCCUUGCCCUCUGCGGUCUCACCUGCUUCUGCAAAUGCAAGCAAGCUGGGAAAGGACUCUCAGAAAAAGACCAAGAUGAGGAUGUGGAAAAUGGUAAACCCAGUGUGCUUCAGCCAGCCCAGCAAUUCAGCGUUAACAAGACUGCAGAACCAGUCCAGCCUCGAGCACUCUUGAAGUUUCCCAACAUCUAUGGCCCCAAACCAGUAGUAACUUCACCUGAAGUUGUUAACUACACACAGUACUCCCUGAAGACAACAGAAGAACCAAUUACUGGAAAACAUACUGGUUUGGAUGAGAACAGAAUGAAGAUACAGGUCAAUGAAGAGCUGUUUGUUCUCCCUCAAAACGUUCCAGGUGUGGUAAAGGAUGUGUGUGUCACGGAGCACCUGAACCCGGAGAGGGCAGCCAGCUGCAACCAGGUCCCUGAGCUGCACUACUCCCUUGCGUACGACCGACAGAAAGCAGAGCUGCGUGUGGCCCUUCUUGAAGCAAUGCACGGAAGGGUGAGCGGGGACCAGGACACUGGAUGCCAUUGCUAUGUACUGGGCUCRCUGAUGAGCAAGUCUGGUAUGGUUGAAGCCCAGACAGAGCUAAAGAAGAAGAUGCUCCACACUCUCUGGGACGAGGUCCUGCUGUUCCCAUUGACGGAGGAAGAGGUGCCAGAGGGAACCCUGACUCUCACCCUGAGGAACUGCGACAAGUUCUCGAGACACAGCAUUGUGGGUGAACUCAAACUGAGCCUUGCUGGCAUGGAGGACUCCUCUGGGAUGGCCCAGUGGGAAAAGCUGAAGAUUCCAGAGAAGGAGCCAUCUACAGGCCAUGGGGAGGUUCUGCUUUCCAUCAGCUACCUGCCAGCAGCCAACCGCCUGCUUGUGGUGAUCAUUAAGGCUAAAAACCUGCAUUCCAAGCAGCUAAAAGACCUACUGGGAAAUGAUGUUUCUGUCAAGGUGACACUGAGGCAUCAGUCCUUGAAGCUGAAGAAGAAGCAGACAAAACGUGCAAAACACAAGAUCAACCCUGUCUGGAAUGAGAUGAUCAUGUUUGAGGUCCCUCACGAGCUGCUGCGUUCCUCUAGCGUGGAGUUAGAGAUGCUGAGCCAGGAUGGUGUGGGGCAGAGCCACGUACUUGGCAAGUGCAGCCUUGGCCUGCAUGUUGAGGGCACAGAGAGGAACCACUGGGAAGAAAUGCUGAGAAACCCCAGGAGACAGAUAGCCAUGUGGCACCAGCUCCACAUGUAGACACACAGGGUUACUGCCAACCAGAUUUCUGCCAGGCCCCUGAGCCUGAGGAAAUUGCUGUACUUCACCUUCCACCUUCACAUCCACAGAAUGGCCAGGCACAGCCUUCUUUCUACGCCACCUCCUUGGUUUCCUACCAGAAGAAUGUCUCAUGCUAGCCCAGGAAGUAGACUGACAAAUUCAUUUAAGGGACAAUCUCCUGUUUCGUCAAGUGGUUCUCUCAAACAAGGGAUUUCACUGUGUUGUUUUGAAUUUUAUCAGACUGCAUGCUGUCAUUUCCAUGUAGUUUCUAAAGAGUGUAGCUCUGUUUCAGUGAAAUGACUAAACCAACCCAAGGAAGGGGAGCGGGGUUAUUCCUUCCUUGGGUAGAAAAUGUGAUCAACUCCUUGACAUCUGGUGUUGUCACCCAAGUCCCUUUGUGAGGGCUGGCUCCAUGAUCRCAAACAUGCUGCAGCCAUUUUGCUAAUCACUGUUUUUCAUAAUGCUUUACAGGACUGUGAGAUUUAUUCACAAAACUAACUGCUAAGCCAAAGUAGCAGUAUGAAAGAGAGAGUAAAAUCAGGUGGAAGCAUAGUCUGAUAUACAUUAAAUGGAUACCUAGAAAGGAGAAAGAACUGAGAAAGAACAAUGUAAGAAGAUGUAAGACAAAGUCAACCCCAUCAUUCUGUGUAGCCUUGGAAGCAAACACUGCCAAACACUAUGUCAAAUACCUUCCUACAAUUUUGUUUUCUGGAGUGUUGGAUAUUUUGGAUUUAGGAUUGCUGAAAGACACUAAAAAUGUGAAAAUUUCAGAAUCCUUCAACAGAAUGAUCAUGUCUUCUAUCCUGUUUUCUACAAUGUCACUUAGACUCUCAACAUAGAUAAAUAGUUUCUGUUGGUGUUACCUCCAAACCUUGGGUCAAAUCCUUCUGCUUAGUGCCAUCUUUCCUGUCUGGGAAUUUCUGAGCUGGACAAACUUCAGAUACUCAUAAUAUAUUUCAGGAAGCAUCCGAGACUAAACAAAAGAAGUGAGAAUAUUUCUUUCUUCAGCAUUUAAUUAAUGGUUUUGGUGUGAUGGUUAGCAAUCAGACUCCAACCCUCCUAGUAGGACUUCGAAGAACUGCCAUGUGUUUCAUUGCCUCCAAACAGAGGAAUUCAUUGACAGGCAGAUUCCCCAUGACUUGUUUGUUUUUUGUGUGGUGUGCACUUUCAAGAUUUGAUGUGGUUUAAAUGUUACUGUUUUUUUAAAAAAUGUUACUGUCCUUUUGGUGUCUAAAUGGGCUGAAAACUGCCAUUGGCAGUGGUGAUGUUAUGACCCUACGAGCGCACUGUUUGUUCUGCCACUUGAUAUCAAGUAGUAGACACAGCUUUAAGGGACUUGCAUGACAACAAGUCAUGUGAAAGUCUGAAAAGAGGACCAUAUGGUUUUUAGCACUGCAGAACUCAGAUAAUAGCAAAAAUACGUUGCUGCCCACUUCAUUUUUGCAGAACCAGCUUAAUCCUGCAUUUAAUUCUUGAGCUGCACUAGGAAGACAGUUACCAGCAGGUUGAGGGAAAUGAUCAUUCCCUGCUACCCAACACUGGUGAGACCACAUCUGGAAUGCUGGGGCCAGUUCUGCGCUCUCCACUGCAGGAAAGAUGUGGACAUACUGGAGUGAGUGCAGUAAAUGACCAUAAUGAUUAAGAGGUAGGAGCAUCUGACAUAUGGAGAGAGUCUGAGAGAGCUGGGUCUGUCUACGUAGAUGAGAGCGAGCUGAGGGAAGGUCUUAUCAAUGUGUAUAAAUAUCUGAGAUAGGGGAGUAAAGAAGCUAGAGCCCUACUCUCCUCAGCAAUAAGCAACAGGCACAGACUGCAAUACAGGAAAUUCUAUUUAAACGUAAGAAAACACUUUUUAAAAAAAGACUGUGGUCAAACACUAGAAUGGGUUGUCCAGAGAGGUUGUGGAGUCUCAAUCCUUGUAGAUAUCGAAAAUCUCACUAGAUAUGCCCCUGAGCAACUUUGGUCUAGGUGACCCUGCGUUGAGCAGGGAGGGUUGGACUAGAAGAUGUGCAGAGCUCCUUGCUAAUUGCAGAUUUCUGU